Molecule: messenger RNA, 3255 nt
Organism: Dendronephthya gigantea
Lineage: Eukaryota; Metazoa; Cnidaria; Anthozoa; Malacalcyonacea; Nephtheidae
Product: extracellular calcium-sensing receptor-like
Exons: 3
Coding region: 362-2965 (867 amino acids)
Biological process (GO): G protein-coupled receptor signaling pathway
Cellular component (GO): membrane
Molecular function (GO): G protein-coupled receptor activity
Source: RefSeq, a predicted model, not a curated record
CGACCAUGCAAUAAAGACCGAGUGUAGUGAUUUGGUGGAGCAGCCAUGUAUCCAAAGUAUAAUCAUGCGCAGUUUACACAGACUCACAGUUUUGUAGAAGAAAAGAUGAAAGUGAUGGUUAAAGGUGAUUGAAGCACCGCUCAACUGAUAUUGGAAUUCAAGGCAAGAAUUUAAAGAAGCAAAGAAAGCAUGAAAUGUUUAGCGAACUAUCUUUCUUGACAGAAGGCUAUGUAAAUUGCACAAAUAUCGAAAACAAAGCUUUGUACUUUGUUGUUUUAACAGAGGAAGAAGAAAGGAAUUGUUCUUUUUGGUUUCUUCAAGUGAUCUAGCUUACAGUAGGCUCUACCACUGUUUCGCGAGUAUGUCUAGUGAUAAACGAAUAAUAUUCGUUUUGUUUUCGUCCUUAUUUGUGAUUGCUUAUUGCAAUUACACAAAUCAAGUCUUCGAGAAGAUUAAGGGGGAUAUAAUCAUCUCUGCCAUGUUUCCAAUAACCGUUAGAGAGAAUGUAACAAUGAUGGGUGAGCAGAAUUGUGCUUACUUUCCUCUUGGGAUCUCCCUCUUCGAAGCAUUUCGUUACGCUGUGAAAAAGGUAAAUGACGAAGGCAUCUUAAAAGGAAUGACUUUGGGUUACGAUGUUUAUGAUACUUGCAGCAGAGUUGAUAAAUCAGUUGAAGUAGCCUUGGAUGUACUUCAGCUUGUAAAAGAUGAGUCUGUGUUGGCGAAAAGAAAGACCAGCAAACACAUUGCUGUCAUUGGAGCGGGAAAGAGUGAAUUGUCUAUCACAGUCAAUGAUAUACUGAGUACCUAUAAUAUUCCACAAGUUGGUUAUGCCUCCACAUCUAAGAUAUUAAGCAACAAGUACAGAUUUCCAACCUUCUCUCGAACAGUUCCAACCGACAUUUCACAGGCCAAGGUAAUUGCAAAUAUUCUUAAGAAAUUUGAGUGGACAUAUGCAAUGCUUGUGUAUACAGAUGACAACUAUGGAAGGCCAUUGUACACCUCGUUACUUCGUCACUCUGAAGAGAAUUCAAUCUGCUUUGCAGAAAUAUCAAUGCUUCCUAACCAUGUCACAGAUGAAAUGUUGGCUGAUGUUGUUGAGAAAUGGAAAAAGCAUGACACAGCUGGUAUCGUUGUGGUGUUUCUAAGUGGUAUCAACUCGGAACGUUUGAUUGAAAUGGCCAAGUUGAAUAACAUUUCAAAGAAAGUCUGGGUUUUCACAGCAACUUGGUACAAUGUACCCGAGAUAUUUAGUGAAAAAAAUGCACAAUUCCUUGAUAGCUCAAUUGGAGUGAUAGACAAAAUUAUCGAUGUGCCAAAAUUUGAUUCUUAUUUUACUACCAGAGUAAGCAUAUGGAGAGAUAACAUUGCUGAAGCGAAGAUAUUGCAGGAUAUAAAAACUAAAGAUAAUAUUGAGGAUAUUAAACAUGAUAACAAGUUUAACUUUCAACUUUUGGCUAAAGCACCAUACGUAAUCAAUGCAGUCCUAGCUGUUGUCGAUGCCAUUAAUAUCUUCUGUGCAGAAAGAUUUAUAAAUUCAACGACUAAUUGCCAGAAGAAAAUCAAGCCAAGUUCGAUUCUUCCGUACCUUAAAAACACCAAUUUCAAAGGUAUAACUGAACAGGAUGUCUUUCUAGAUAAAUAUGGUGAUUCCGUGAACAACACAAUUGAUAUUUAUUCAUUUCAACAUUUUAAAAGCGACGCAAGCAAACACGUACUAGUUGGAGCAUACAAUGGUUCUAGUGACAAUCUGACGUUGUAUUUUAACAAAUUUAACUGGAGUGGGAACAUACCACCGAUAUCAAGAUGCAGCAAUCCGUGUCCUAAAGGAAUGCACAGAGUUAUUAACGUAAUGGCAUCGUGUUGCUGGAAAUGUAUAAAAUGCCCAUUUGGGACAUUUAGUAAUGAAAGCAAUUCAGUUAACUGCAGAGCGUGCACUUCAGGAAGUAAACCGAAUCAGAAUCAAACAGGAUGUGAAAUAAUUUCUUACAUUUUUAUGCGAUGGAAUAAUCCUUGGGCAAUUGUAAUCUCGAUGUUAUCGGUGAUAUCAACGCUCACCUCAUUAACAUUUUUCUUGAUUUUUUGUUAUUACAGAAGUACGCCGGUCGUUCGUGCAUAUGAUUGUGAAUUCAGCCUAUUUCUUCUGCUCUCCAUAACGAUUGGUUUGUCGUUACCUCUCAUGUAUCCAGGAGAACCAACGGACUUUCGAUGUCGAUUGCAAGAUGUACUUCCCGCGGUCGUCUACUCGCUAACGCUAUCAAUAAUUAUAGCAAAAACAAAACGAACAGCUAUUAUAUUUAGCAGUAAAUCUGCGGCGAAUAUUCAAAACGUCCUGGUGCGAAGGAGCGUUCAAUUUACGUUGGUUUUGCUGUCAACAUCAACGCAACUGAUGGUAUGCCUUCUUUGGCUAAGCGGCCGUUCACCAUCAGCAAAAGUGGUAGCGUUACAAGAAAAAUGUCACCUUCUUUGCGACUUCAAUUCCAUCGUUUAUUUUCUCCUCAGCAAAUUUCUACUAAUGUUCUUAAAUACUUGGUGCAUAGCUAUAGCAUUGAGUUCCCGCCGGAUACCCGGGAGUUACAAUAAUUCAAGACAUACUCUAUUUGCUCUGCUGACGUUUAAACUGACUUGGCUGAUGGGUAUAAUUGGUCGGUUUUACGGGCAAUAUGGCAGCAUAGUCGACUCUUUAACAAUCUUAAUUUCCUACUCAUUUUUGUUGCAUCUUAUGUUCUCUUCAAAGAUAUACGUGCUGUUGUUCCGCAAAGAUUUGAAUAAUCAAAGGGUAUUACGUGAACGAGCUUGGGAAUUUACGUUAAGGAAACAGUCAACAUCACUGAACUCGUUGCAACUUUCAACUUCUAUGUUGGAUAUGACAUUCUUAAAAAGAGAGAGCAUAGCAAUGUCUGAUAUCUCAAAACGUGACAAGGGUGUACAAACUGACACGUGUUUGGAGAUACUUAAUAAUGCGUAGAGAUUGCGGCUCAAUUAUUAUCCACUUACAACAAUAUUCAAAGUGUCUCUAAUGUCAAUGUUCAUGAUUUAUGCUCUAAAUUUUGGUAUAAACAAGUUAAUAGCUGACGUCAUAUGCUGACGUAUGCAUGCUGCAUCAUAGAGAUUACAAAUAACACGUGCUAUUUAUAAUUUCUGUGCUGCAUGCAGUUGAACUCUAUAUUUUACAGUAAACUGGACCCCGCCAUUUUGGCUGACAAUGACAAAAUAAAAUUAAAUUGUAAUUUGCUGUUGCUGAAUUAUGGAAAACAC